AAACAGAUGAGAAGCAGCACAUAUUAACUAUUCUUAUGUUUCCGCUAUAUUUUUAUGGCAUGGCGAUAAUCGCCAUCCUUUAUAUUCUAUUUGAUUUAAAUUAUUUUUUAAACUGUUUUUUCCUUAUCUAUUGGGGAAGACUAUUUGGUAGAAAGAAGAAGCUAUUGGAUACAGUUACAUUUUACGGAAUUUGUACUACUCAAGAUAUAGACAUAGUUUUUAUACAUAUGAAUAAUGCCAGAUACUUACGUGAGGCGGAUUUUGCGCGUUAUUAUUAUUUUGAUAGAUCUGGACUUUAUGCGACAAUCACUAAAAAAAAUGGCACUAUUAUUCAAACUGCAAGUAUUGUACGAUAUCGUCGAGCAAUUUCUAUUUUUAUGCCGUACAAGAUCAUCACAAAGCUUAUUUAUUGGGAUGAUAGGCACUUUUAUAUGGAGCAACAAUUCAUUGGUCUCAAAAAUAAUUUUAUUUACGCCAUCAUAUUAAAUAGACAAACUAUAAUUGGAUCGGAAACACCAAUAGAAGAUAUAAUUGCCAAUAUUGAACCGAAAACAUGUAAACCGAAGCCCACUAAAGAAUUCGAAUUAUGGAUGGAAACUAUAAAAGAAUCAUCUCAAAAUUUAAGAAAUCAAGGA
Molecule: messenger RNA, 635 nt
Organism: Camponotus floridanus (Florida carpenter ant)
Lineage: Eukaryota; Metazoa; Arthropoda; Insecta; Hymenoptera; Formicidae
Product: protein THEM6
Exons: 3
Source: RefSeq, a predicted model, not a curated record